Molecule: messenger RNA, 2336 nt
Organism: Mustela lutreola (European mink)
Lineage: Eukaryota; Metazoa; Chordata; Mammalia; Carnivora; Mustelidae
Product: zinc finger protein 862-like
Exons: 4
Coding region: 880-1641 (253 amino acids)
Source: RefSeq, a predicted model, not a curated record
CUAGUCCCCGCCGCUCGCCUCUCUGGGCCCCGGGAGCUUUACCGCUCCCCCGACGUGGAAGAUCCCUUGCCCGGCCGUGCGCGCUCUCCGUCCGGGGGCCCCGGUCCCCAAGGUGGUCGCGACGGCGGCAUUCACAGGCCUGGACGCGGGGGGAGGGGGCGGACUGGAGGCAGUGGCGGGGUCAGCACCGGCCAGCGCAAGCGGGGCCCUGGAGCCCAGGGAGUCGGGGAAGGGAGGCCUGGAAGGGCCCUGGGGCCGCCCUCUCCCCUCCGGUAGAUGCCUGACCUGGGCUCCCGCGAGACGGGCGGUGCGGGCGGAGUCCCCCGCAGAUGAGCCAGCCCUGCAGGGAAGCACUCGCCCGCUCGCCCGCCGCCUCUUCCUCCGCACCCGGACGGCCUUUUCCCCACGGGUGCCGCACGGAGGACCGACCGCGCUGGCUCCGAGCCCCGAGCGGCCUCCUUGGCCCCCUCCCCCUCCCGCUGGCCGAGCUGCCCUCUGCCCAGGGCCCGCUCGGCUGAUGCGGGGGUGGGUGACCCGCGCAGUGUAAAGGUGCUUCCUGUUUUCCCACUCCUCCGUCGGGACUUUGGAAGAGGCCCUGCGUGUUUUAAGGCUGGUUAAGACGUAGCGGAAGCCAAGGCGCAGGGAUUAGCCCUGACUACAUGGAUCCCCCUAACCAGGAAAUGCCCAAGAAGAAAAAGAGAAGGCAUCUGGCAUAUUUCCGGCCCACUUAAAGUUGCUAGCCUACCUCCUCCUUGUAGCAUCGCCCGGAAGCAUCUUCCAUAAACGUCCUUCAGGCUUGGGGCAGGAGGCUGUGAGUUGGAACAAAAGGCUCCUGUGACAUUUGAUGACAUCACUGUAUACUUGCUUCAGGAGUAGUGGAUGCUGCUGAGUCAGCAACAGAAGGAUAUCUGUGGUUCGGAAAAGCUGGUGGCUCCACUAGAACCAACUGUUGCCAACCCAGAGCUGUUCUAUAAGUUUGAGCAAAGGCCAGAGCCAUGGCCAGGCAGUGUAAGGGACCAGAGGAGUGUCCCGAGCCAGCACCCAGGGAAAAACAAGAUGGGCCGCAUGGAAGAAAGGGACUCACGAAGUCCAGCAGGAGAAGCCAGACGGGACCUGCCCCCACAGAAGAAAGCCUGCCUUUCCCACUUCAUCACUGAGCAUGGCACCACUGAGGUAGACUGUGCAGAAAGAAGCAAAAAACCCUUGAAACCCCACUCUAUCCAGAAGUCUUGGUUUACGCAGUUCCCAUGGUUGGUCAUGAAUGAGGAGCAGACGGCUCUCUUUUGCUCUGCUUGCCGAGAAUAUCCAUCUGUCAGGGACAAACGGUCAAGAUUGAUAGAAGGUUAUACAGGACCAUUCAAGGUGGAGACUCUCAAAUACCACGCCAAGAGCAAAGUUCACCUGUUCUGUGUCAAUGCCUUUGCAGCACGGGACCCCAUCUGCGCAGUCCGUUUCCAGAGUGUCCGAGAGGAAUGUGGAGAUGUCCUGGCCAGCCCAGAGCACCUCUUCACGGCAAAGUACCCCAUACUGUACUCCCCGGGGGCUCUGGAAGCCUCUGAUAACAUGGCCCAGCUCCUGCCAGCACAGGGGCUGAACUGGAGGACCCCGGGGGGAAUGGAGCAGUUCCUACACUGUAUCUAGACUGCAUUCCCGAGUUGAGGCAAAAAGAAAUUGCUGAUGAUGCCCACAGCUCCUCAAAGGUCAACAUUUUGCACGAUGACACUGCUGAACCCUGUGGCCAGGUAAUGUGUUUGUAACGAUUGCUGUGUCUCAAGGGGGAAAGAUUCCAUGCUAGCAGCAACAGGUAUCACAAGACAAUGACGGAAAAUUAAUAGUCAUAUCUGCUGUGAACAUUAUAACAUUCCAUACACUAACAUACUUAGGAGGCACUAGGUGUGGUUUUGGGUGCUUAACUAGUGUUAUCUCAUUUAUUUAAAGGUUUUCUUGUUUAUUUUAGAGAGUGAGAGAGUACGCAUGGGGGGAGAAGCAGAGGGAGAAGGAGAGAGAGAAUCUCAAGCAGACUCCACACUGAGCGUGGAGGCCGAUGCGGGGCUGGAUCUCACCAGUCUGAGAUCAGGACCUGAGCCGAAACCUGCACUUAACAACCGAGCCACCCAGGUGCUCCAUGUUAUCUCAUUUAUUUAAGACCACAGCCCUAUUAUUUUCAUCUCCUUUUGCAGAUAACAAAACAUAAUUAGUGGGACAAAACAUUCCAGCUUCUGAUAAAAAGGAAACCUCUAAGUUCAAGAUAAUAAUCUUUAUCCAGAAUCCCAAACAGUCACAGAACUCAGUAAAUAAUACACGGGCACAAAACCCCAGAGCUCUUAAAUAAUUUC